CAGCAGCCCGGCACUCUUGAUCCGGGAUGUGGGAAAACGCUUCAUUCCGCCUCUUCCUUCGUUUCACAGGGCGGAAAGUUCAGCGGGCUCGUGUUGGCACAAUGCCCAGCAGUUCAGUAUAAAGGUUACACAGGCCGCUGGAGGGCUUCGGAGCAAGGAAAAGCCGCGGGCGCAUCUUGCCGUGAGUGCAGGAGGGCCCUCGGCUCCCUCCCAGUUCCCAUUUCUUAACGCUCGCGCGUUAAAGGAGGCGCUCCUGGCUCGCCGGUUUUGGGAGUCACAGCCCCGCUAAACUGCUGCUCCUCCUUCCUCUUCCUCCUCCUCCUCCAACCCCGGCGGCGCGGAGGGCUUUUCGCGCGGCUUUGCCUCCUUUUUCCUUCCACGCGACCAUGACGGCGAAACCCGGGAAAUUCUGGCACGAGGCGUCGCAGCAAAUCGUCGCUGGCGGCUCCGCAGGUCUUGUAGAAAUUUGCCUGAUGCAUCCCCUCGAUGUGGUGAAAACCAGGUUCCAAAUUCAAAGAGGAAAAUCUGAUCCCUCCGGGUACAAGAGCCUUGGAGACAGUUUUAAAACCAUAUUCCGGACGGAAGGCUUGUUUGGUUUCUAUAAAGGUAUCCUCCCUCCAAUCUUGGCUGAAACACCCAAAAGAGCAGUAAAGUUCUUCACCUUUGAACAGUACAAAAAAAUACUUGGAAAUGUUUCUCUAUCACCAGCUUUGACAUUUGCCGUUGCGGGCUUGGGAUCCGGGCUAACAGAAGCAGUUGUGGUUAACCCUUUUGAAGUAGUCAAGGUUAGCCUCCAGGCGAAUCGGGAUGCUUUCAAAGAGCAACCAUCCACCUUUGCUAAAGCUCAUCAAAUUAUUCAGGCCAAUGGGUGGGGUCUGAGUGGACUCAACAAAGGGCUGUCUGCUACUUUGGGACGUCAUGGAGUUUUUAAUAUGGUCUAUUUUGGAUUCUAUUUUAAUGUGAAAAAUAUUAUUCCUGCCAAUAAGGAUCCAACAUUGGAGUUUCUGAGAAAGUUUGGAAUUGGGUUAGCCUCAGGAACAAUAGCCUCAAUUAUUAACAUCCCUUUUGAUGUUGCAAAGAGUAGGAUUCAAGGACCACAGCCUGUGCCUGGAGAAAUCAAGUACAGGACCUGUUUUAAAACGAUGGCAACCGUUUAUAAAGAAGAAGGAUUUCUAGCUUUGUACAAAGGCUUGGUUCCCAAGAUCAUGAGGCUAGGACCAGGUGGUGCAGUGAUGCUGCUGGUUUAUGAAUAUGUUUACUGGUGGCUUCAAGAAAACUGGUGACCAAAAGUACUAAUUUCAGACUGAAAAUAAUGUAAAACAAUUCCUAUCAAAUAAAAAAAUAUGUGCAUCAGCAUUUAUAGGCUUAGAAAAGAAAGGGAUAAUUGUUCAAUGGUGGAAAAUGAAUGCCCUUGGUUACUGAAGGCAAGUAGUAGUAAAUAUUCUUCAGGGGGAAAAGUUGAUAUAUUUCACACCCAGAUGCAAAUACCUAUCCCAUUAAGUAUUUUAAAAGAAUAUAAUGUAUGUCUGUCAAGCAAAUUAAAAGUGUUAAUUUGAACUCUCUCUCUCGUUGACUCAUUGACUGAACAAAUCUAUUGUUUAAGAUGCCUGCCUAAAAACCAGGAGACUGCAAAUUCUAGUCUCACUUUAAAAGCUGGCUGGGUGACUUUAGGCCAGUCACUCUCUCUUUCAACCAAUUCAUAUCACAGGGUUAUUGUUAUGGAGGAAAAUAGGAGGAGAAAGGACUAUUAGCUGCCCUGAGUUAUUUAUAAAAAUAACAAAGGCAGGGUAUAAAUAAGUAAACAUUAUAAAGUUGUUAUAAAUUGAGAUCUUAAUUUUAGAGUCCAGUCUUAUAUUGAGAUUUCUGAAUAUGGUAAUCAGGAGAGUUAAACUCAGAAUUGAGUACCACUAAAUUUAAUUGGAGUUGCUAUCAUGUUUGAUGAAGUGAACAACUCAUGAUAUCUGGGCUGUCAGAUCAGGGCUUCAAAAAUUCAGAUGACCACUAAAUAGCAUCCAAAUAGUUGGAUGGACUUAUACUUCACUCAAGUACCUGUAACUCUAUUACUGCUUGUAAUAUUAAGCAUGCCCUCCUGACAGAUGAUUGUAUUACAUACUACUCGGAGCUGCUAUUGAAAAUUAUUCCAAUGUUUUAAUAUGUGUUUAAUAAAUUUUAUUUUAAAAAAAGAAAGAAAGAAAAUUAUUCCAAAAAUUGAAGGAUGAUUCUCAUCCUUUUUGAAGUGGGACAGUCAAAUUAUGUAUUGUAUUCCAUUCAUUCUGCAUCAUCCUUGUCAGUUCAUGUUUUACUCAAAUUGAAAUACUUUGGGGCUUUAAAACUCUAAACAACAUUAUCAUUUGGUAUUUUAAAAUUAUUUUUGAAAGACCUGCUUACAGCCCCACCAUUAUGGCCUUUAAAGUUAACAAGCAUUAGAGACAGGUACUUGUUAGUGGUAGCUCCUACCCUUCAAGUUUCCUCUGUACAGAGAACAGUCAGGCUAUGAAAACUAUUCUACUUUUCUGUGGCUUCUGGUUUUAAGGUUUUUAAUAUUUGCUGUCAUCAAAUAUUUGAAACUGUAUUUUGUUUUAUGUAAGAUUCCUCUAUCAUUUGAUACUUCAUAUUACUGGUUUAUAAUGAAAACUGUAUUCAGAAGACUAUAAUGCUGAAAGAUGGCUAUGAAAUAUAGAUCUAAAAAAACUGUGUCUCAAAAUUUCAAAGAAAAAUGAGAUAAUUGAAUUCUUUUUUUUUAAAAAAAGUAGUAUUUUUAUAAUAAUGCUUGAGGCAUAUUAUGUCAAGACAGCUGGAGAUAUUUUAGCAUUUUAAAAGAUAUUUGUGUUGACAUAAUCAUGUAAAAAAUUUGCCUAGAUUAUAUUAUACUAGCUUUUUAAAAAUGUUCGUAAGUAAUUGAUGUCAACAAAAUGUUUUGUUAUGUAGUAAGUGUUUCCAAUGCAGGAAUUAAAAGUCUUCAGAGGAAAUCUGAUAUUUCUCUAUUUUGUUGUUGUUGUUCUUGUUGUUAAUUUAGCAUGUUCAAAAUUCAAAAAUAAAAUACAUUUACAUA
This is a messenger RNA of Pantherophis guttatus, 3052 nucleotides long. RefSeq names its product solute carrier family 25 member 21 (gene SLC25A21). Lineage: Eukaryota; Metazoa; Chordata; Lepidosauria; Squamata; Colubridae. The record is from RefSeq and is a predicted model, not a curated record. Gene Ontology annotation, biological process: transmembrane transport.